Molecule: messenger RNA, 1827 nt
Organism: Sphaerulina musiva SO2202
Lineage: Eukaryota; Fungi; Ascomycota; Dothideomycetes; Mycosphaerellales; Mycosphaerellaceae
Product: pyruvate decarboxylase
Exons: 4
Coding region: 1-1827 (608 amino acids)
Molecular function (GO): carboxy-lyase activity; thiamine pyrophosphate binding; magnesium ion binding
Source: RefSeq, a predicted model, not a curated record
AUGCCUCACUCCCUAACCACCCCCCCUCGCACCGUCAACAUCGCCGAAUACCUCUUCACCCGCCUCCGCCAACUCGGCUGCCUCUCCUGCCACGGCCUCCCCGGAGAUUUCUCCUUGCGCAUGUUAGAUUUCGUGCACAGCAGCGGCGUGCAAUGGGUCGGGAAUUGCAAUGAAUUAAACGCGGGCUAUGCAGCCGAUGCAUAUGCCCGACUCAAUGGCCUCGGAGCUCUGUGUACGACAUUUGGAGUCGGUGAACUUUCGGCUGUGAAUGCUGUUGCUGGAUCGUAUGCGGAACGGGUUCCUGUUGUGCAUAUUGUUGGCACGCCUGGGAGGAAGAGUCAGAGGGAGGGGAUGUUGUUGCAUCAUACUCUCGGAAACGGCGAUUUCCGCGUCUUCGCCCGAAUCCAUCAAGAAAUCACAAUUGCGCAAACCAAUCUCCUCGAUCCGAUUACUGCUCCUGCAGAAAUCGAUCGUGUGCUCGCCAUUUGUUACAAAGAUUCUCAACCCGUGUAUAUUCAAUUACCGACGGAUAUGGUCGAUCAGGCCGUGGAUGCGAGUUUGUUGGAAAUCCCGAUUGAUACGAGACCGCGCGCGAGUAAUUCCGAAGCGGAGGAAUUGGCGUUGCAGAUUGUGUUGGAGAAGAUUUAUAAGGCGAGACGACCGGUGUUUUUGGUUGAUGGGGCGGCGCAGAGGAGGAGGAUCCUCCCCGCCGUCAGCGCCCUCAUCCGCAAAGCCCCUCUCCCCGUCUUCGUCGCGCCCAUGGGCAAAGGGACCGUCGACGAAGAUCUCCCCAACUUUGUCGGCCUCUACGCAGGAGCUGCAUCACAUCCGGAAGUCGCUGCUGCGUUGGAAAGUAGCGAUUUGGUGAUUACCAUUGGCACCAUCCAAUCGGAUCUCAACACGGCGGGUUUUACGUAUCAAUUCAGUAAAUUGAAUACGAUCGAUAUCGAAUACGAUUGUGUCGCGGUGGGAUAUGCGAAAUUCGAAAAAGUAUAUUUUAAAUCUUUUGUUCCGAAAUUGGAGCAGGCGUUGGAGGUGGAAAAAUUGUCUUGUUGCGCUUUGGAAAUUCCGAAGAAAAUCGGUGCUGCAACAGCAGCAGAAGACACGACGUCAAAUGAUCUGAUCGCCUCCUCCUCCUCCUCAUCAACCCCUCCAACAGAAGAAGAACAAGACCUCAUCACCCACGAAUACCUCUGGCCCCGCCUCUCCACCUUCCUCCGCUCAAACGACAUCCUGAUCACCGAAACCGGAACCUCCUUCAUGGGAAUUUGGGAAACCCUCCUCCCUCGCAACGUCACCCUCAUCAAUCAAAUCCUCUGGAGCAGCAUCGGCUACGGCGUCGGAGCCGCUCAAGGUGCAGCCUUGUACGCUCGCGAACACAACCUUCAAAAUUCAGACUCUCCUCAACAACAUAAAAGAGUCAUAUGUUUCGAAGGCGAUGGAAGUUUUCAACUGACUUGUCAAGAACUUUCUACGAUUAUGAGGUUGGAAUUGGAUGUUAUUAUGUUUGUCAUUGAGAAUGAUGGGUAUGAGAUUGAGAGGUGGGUGCAUGGACCUGAGGCGCAUUAUAAUGAUAUUCAGAGGUGGCAGUAUAGUAAAAUUCCGGAGGUGUUGACUGUGGAGGAGGAGGGGGAAAAUAAGAAGAAGAGGGUGAAGACUUGGAAGGUUAGAGGGAGGAGGGAGUUGGAGGAGUUGUUGAGGGAUGAGGAGGGAUUUGGGAGGGGGAAGGGGUUGCAGUUUGUGGAAAUGCACAUGGCGAGAGGAGAUGCUCCGAAGAAUUUACGAGAAUUUGCGGUGAAUGCUGCAAAGAGGAAUAGUACUAAGUAA